AAGGGUUAAAAUCCUGAAAAUAAUUGAAUAUUUGGUAGUUAUGAUCAAACUAACUCAUUGAAAGUGGAAAAUAAUAUUAAUAUAUAAUAUUAUUAUGGCAGUUUUUUGACGCAGACAUUUUUGUCCUCUGAGGACCUCGGAGUAACUUUUUUAAAUUGAUGCACAAGGGUUAAACUACAAUACCCAUAAUUCAGCGCCUCCAGCUGAGCCAAUGGGAGGAGACGUCCUGCUGUUAUCCAAUGGGAGGGGCUGCACGGCAGCCAAUGAGAUGAGGGCGGGAUAUUCAAACCUCAGGGAGAGUAAACAACUGACAGACGGACACAUUCGCGAUUCCAAACGAAGUAGUUUGAGUUAUCAAUCAGCGUCUAAUUAAGAGUUCUACAGCGAUCGGUAAACAUAUUUAACACUUUUGAGUGAUCUGAGCGUCUCUAAUCUGCGGUUUUAUACAGAAACGGGUCUGAUCAGGAGAAAAUCGCGUGGUUUGUAUUGAUCUGUACUGAUUUAGUCGUCAGAUUUGAACAGGUAGUGAUGGGGGAAAGUGUUCAGGUCCGGUCCGGCUAUGAACGUCUGACUGCAGAAGAAAUGGAUGAACAGAGAAUUCAGAAUGUGGCUUAUCAAUACUUGUGUCGCCUAGAAGAGGCCAAGAGGUGGAUGGAGGCAUGUCUGGAUGAGGAAUUACCUGCUCCCACAGAGCUGGAGGAGGCACUGAGGAAUGGAGUUUAUCUAGCCAAACUGGGCCAUCGUUUCACGCCUGAUGUGGUUCCACUGAAGAAGAUCUAUGACUUCGAUCAGGAGAGAUACAAGGUCACUGGACUUCAGUUCCGUCACACUGACAACAUCAACCACUGGAGAAAUGCCAUGCUGGAAGUCGGACUGCCAACGAUGUUUCAUCCAGAGACGACAGAUGUUUAUGAUAAGAAGAACAUGCCGAGAGCCGUUUACUGUAUACAUGCUCUCAGUUUGUACUUGUUUCGUUUGGGUCUUGCCCCUCAAAUCCACGACCUGUGUGGGAAGGUAAAAUUUACAGAGGAGGAGAUUAAUAACAUGAAACUGGAGCUGGAUAAAUACGGGAUUCAGAUGCCGGCGUUCAGCAAGAUUGGAGGAAUUCUGGCCAAUGAGCUGUCAGUGGACGAGGCGGCAGUGCACGCAGCCGUGAUCGCCAUCAAUGAAGCCGUGGAUCGUGGUUGUGUUGAGGUGACUGCUCAGGCCCUGCGGAACCCCAACGCCAUGCUGAACGCGCUGCAGGACGCGCUCAUGCCCGUUUACCAGGAGAUGCUGCGGCAGGCACGGGCACAGAAAGCAGGGCGGGCGUGGACGAAUGGAAACGGAUCAGUAGAGAAAGACAUUUAUGAAGAAUAUCUGACGCAGCGAGAAAUACAAGACUCCAUUUACAGAGUGAACGUGCGAGCUGCAGUUGAGCGUGUCGAUGAGGCGUUAGACUGUGCUGAUGCGCUGGUGCUGCUGCAUGCUCUGCAGGACACGAGUCUUGGGCUCAAAGGGCUGGUGAGAGAUCAUGCAGGCUGGUACCUUGAGCAACUGACUGCUGACAGAGAACAAAAAGCUCUGGAUCUGGGAUGUGUGGACGCUCUGGAGAAAGAUGAGCUACAGGAGGGCAUCAAUGUGGCAAAUGAGGAUGCACAGCGAGAUCGAACCAUCCAGCAAGCAGUGUUUAAAAUAAACGAAGCGGUGCGGCGUGGAGAAGCUCGUCAGACGGUUCGGGCACUAAUGAAUCCAGAUGCUCAUCUGCCAGACGUGUUUCCGUUUGCAGCAGAACUUUACCAGAGAGAGCUGGCACCACUGCAGCGCCAGUGCCCACAGGGCGAGCUGCAGCAGGAGGAGUUGUUUGUUGCUGUGGAGAUGCUGUCGGCUGUAGCUCUAGUUAAUCAGGCUCUGGAGGUCCGAGACUUUGGAGCGUUCAACGUUACGCUAAUCAGUCCUGCAGCCGGACUCACUGACAUCGAUGACAGUUUCAUUCAGAGGUAUUUUGAGGAGUUGUGUGAUCUGAAGAAGAGUGCUGGUAAAUCUCUUCUCACCUGGAAUGACCUGCAGACGGGAAUCAACAGUGUCAAUGCAACAGCACAACAGGAACAUGAACAAAUCCUCACUAUCGGACUGAUCAAUCAGGCUUUGAGUCGCAGUGACCCUCAGAAAACUCUCGCGGCACUGAUGCUGCCCUCUAGUGGCCUGCAAGAGGUCCUGCCACUCAACGGCAGACGAUACCACGACAUACUGACCAGAGUGAAGUCGCGCAAGGCCGAGCUGAGUCGUGACCCUGGAGCUGAGCUCUGGUUGGCUGACAUUCAGGAAGGUGUGAGACUGGCCAAUCAGGACACUCAGAAAGCACUGAAGAUGUGUCUGGGUCUAGCCGCAGUGAAUCAGGCUGUUAAAGAGGGUAAAGCGUCUCAGACUCUGCGUGUGCUGCGUCUGCCAGAGGUGGCGCUGCGGAGCGUGGUGUCAGAAUGUGCUGCGGGAUACCAAACGGAGCUGAACGCCCUGCUCAGAGCCAAAACACUGGAGGGUGAUAACAGGAGUACAUGGAUGAGGACGAAACUGCCGGAUGGAAGCUCUUAUUUCUUUCACCUGCAGAAACUGGAGGGCAGCUGGGAGAGGCCUCACGGGUUCGUCCAGAACAGCACCUGUCUGACGCAUGACGAGAUACAGGCCGUCUGCAGUAGUGUAACUGCGGCUCACAGCAGAGAGGUGCAGUGGAAGGCCAGUGAGACGCUGGUGCUGCAGCUGCAGGCACGCAUGCGAGGAUUCCUGCUGCGACAGAAGUUAGCUGAGCGGCUGCACUUUUUCAACACACAGCUGCCCGCAGUAAUCACUAUCCAGUCUCACUGGAGGCGUUACCUGCAGCAGAGAGAAUACAGAAGCAGACUGCAGUAUAUGUACCAAAAUUGGAGAGCUGUCGUGAAGAUCCAAGCGACGGUGAAGAUGUGGCUCGCCCGCAGGAGAUAUCUCGCCCGACUCAAUUGCUUCCGGAGAAACGUUGGAGCUAUAAUCCGGAUCCAGGCGUUCUUCAGAGCCAACAGGGCCCGUGAGGAGUACCGGCUACUGGUUCACUCCAGCACGCCGCCGCUGUCUGUGGUGCGUAAGUUCGCUCACCUGCUGGAGUUGGGUGACAGUGACAUCCGUCAAGAGGGGGAGCUGCUACGUCUCCGAGAAGAAGUCGUGAGGUCAAUCCGAGCCAACAGACAGCUGGAGGCCGACCUGGACCUGAUGGACCUGAAGAUCGGACUGCUGGUCCGGAACAGAGUCACUCUGCAGGAGGUGGUGUCUCACUGUAAGAAGCUCACUAAGAAGAAUAAGGAGCAGUUGUGUGAUAUGAUGGCUCUGGACAGACACAAGGGCCUGAAAUCAAUGAGUAAAGAGAAGAGAGACAAACUAGAGGCUUAUCAGCACCUGUUCUACCUGCUGCAGACUCAACCGCUGUAUCUUGCUCAGCUGAUCUUCUUGAUGCCUCAGAAUAAAAGCACCAGGUUUAUGGAGACAGUCAUCUUCACUCUCUUCAACUACGGCUCAGAUUGCAGGGAGGCAUUCUUGCUGCUGCAGCUUUUCACUGCCGCACUACGCCACGAGAUCAAUAUGAAGGUGGACCGUCCACAGGAAGUGGUGACGGGAAAUCCUACCGUCAUAAAGAUGCUUGUGAGUUUCUACCGUCACGCUCGUGGUCAGAACGCCCUGAAGGACAUCCUGGGCCCUGCGAUUAGAGAAGUUCUGCAGGACCGAAUGCUCAACAUCCGGACCGACCCGGUGGAGAUCUACAAGAGCUGGAUAAACCAGACAGAGAGCCAGACGGGACAAAAGAGUUGUUUGCCGUAUGAGGUGAGUGUUGAAGAGGCGUUGAGUCACUCUGAGGUUCAGCAGAGAUUAGACAUCUCCAUCACCAACCUGAAGAGUCUCACUGAUCGUGUGCUGAACGCCAUCAUCAGCAACACUCACAAACUACCGUAUGGUUUGCGUUACACUGCCAAAGUUCUGAGAGAUGCCCUGCAGGAAAAGUUUCCUCAAGCCAGUGAUGACGAGCUGUACAAGAUCGUGGGUAAUCUCAUCUAUUAUCGAUAUAUGAACCCUGCUGUCGUGGCACCAGACGGGUUUGAUGUGGUGGAGUUUGGGGUCGGUUCUGCUCUGUCUGCGGGUCAGCGGCGGACACUGGGCUCCAUCGCUCGGAUCCUACAGCAUAGCGCCGCACUCAAACACUUCCACGGAGACUCUGACCACCUGCGUGCUCUCAAUGAAUACAUCACACGCACUCAUGGCAAAUUCAGGAAGUUCCUGCAAGCUGCCUGUGACGUGCCUGAGCCUGAAGAACGCUUCAAUAUCGAUGAAUAUUCAGAGACGCUGAUCCUCAACCGACCCAUCAUUUACAUCUCCAUCAGUGAACUCAUCAACACUCACAGACUGCUGUUGGAGCAUCAGGAUUCUCUGUGUCCGGAUCCGUCUGAUCCUCUCCAACAACUGCUGCAGGAUCUCGGCUCUGUGUCAUCUGUUCAGGAUCUAGUAGGGGAGGGGCAUCUCAACCCUUCAGAUCCAAAUGUGGAACAAACUUUAGCCAAGAUGGAAGUGUCUCUGACGCUCACCAGUAAGUUUGACGUCUUCAAAAGUUCUGAUGACAAACCUGACGCACGAGGAAUACUGCUGAGUACGAAGCAGCUGAUAAUCGAUGUGAUCAGAACACAGCCGGGUGACACGCUUAGUGAGGUGCUGCAGAUCUCCGCCUCCAGGGAUCAGGAGGUGCAGCACGGGUGGAUGAUGCAUCAGCGUGCUCAGAGAGAUGCACGAACUCCUGAGAAGAUGAAGAGGAACCAAUCACUGAUCGCCGAUGGCAACCUGACGCUGGAGGAGAAAAAGAGAAAAAUCCAGAGGAACCUAAGAAGACUCGAGUCCAUGGGAGCCCUCACACCACCUGACACACACAAACAAAUACUGCAGCUCAUCGCAAAGGAUAUUCGUCAUCAGCGUGUGUAUCGUCAGAGGCGUCAGGCAGAGCUGGUUAAACUUAAACAGACUUUAAACAGUCUGCACGGCAAGAGCAGCUUCCACUCUGAACAGGUGGAUUAUUACAGUCAAUACAUCAACACCUGCCUGAAGAACCUCACAGCUAGUAAAGUCAAUGGGAAGAAGGUUUCAGAGAAUAAAGGGAAGAAGAAGAAGCCAUCUGCUCUCACGUACACAGCAGCACGUCUGCAUGAGAAAGGAGUUCUUCUGGAGAUCGAAGACCUGCCCGUCACACAGUUUAAAAACGUGAUCUUUGACAUCGUGCCUGGUGAGGAGGACGGAACAUUCCUGGUGAAAGCUCGUUUUAUGGGUGUGGAUAUGGAAAGAUUUCCUCUUAAAUAUCAGGAUCUGUUGCAGUUACAGUAUGAAGGAGUUGCAGUGAUGAAGAUGUUUGAUAAAGCCAAAGUCAACGUCAAUCUCCUCAUCUUCCUCCUCAACAAGAAAUUCUUCAAAAAGUGACAUGUUGCAUCACACAACUGUUUAUCAGCACAUCGCUCACUUUCAGAGAGCAGCACUUCCUCUAACUCUUACUGAGAGGGGAAAUGACAGGAAGUACUGUAGCGCUUUGAUUUUCCUACAUUUUAUAUUUUAGUUAAAUGCCAAUAUUCCUGAAACACUCAAAACGACUUUAUUUCUCUCUUUCCUAAUGUAAGCCAGUCAAAACAGUGUACUAUCUGUACCAUUUUAAAUGCUCUGGGUUUGGAGAGGAUAUUUAAUGAAAUAAAAAUCUAAAUUUGUAUGCUUUAAUGUCUUGGAUUGAUAUUCAACACACUGUAUACACUACAUAUAAUCACUCAUUUAUUUAUAUCAAGCUUUAUAGUAAUAGAAGGGGUGUUUUUAUGCAUCACAGGGCAUGCUGAGAAUAAUAUUUAUAUUCGUUUACUCAUAUUCAUUUGAAAUGUUAAGCUUUUUUUAUUUUAUUUUUUUAUUACUAAGGCAUUUAUGAGCACAUGAGUUGUUCAGCCCUGUGUGAUCCAGCGGUGUGUGUGUGUGUAGUUUUGACUUUUCUGAUUAUUAGUUCUACAUGUGAAAUGCAGAUUUCGGUCUAGUCAGGUCGUCUACCUGCUAUCAGGUGUCCGUGUGUGAGCUCUUAUGCUGUUUUAAAGGUGUUUUACUACAUUCUCAGACUAAUAGUUGUGUAAAUAUUUUCUGUCUCAUUUUUCCUUCUGAAAUGAUCUUUUUCUGCAUAAUUUGUGUUUUCAUGUCAUCAUAAAUGUUCAGUCACUCCACUACUGUUUGUAAUCGUCAGUGUUUGUCAUAUCAUGCUAUUUUUGUUUUCAAUAA
This is a messenger RNA of Myxocyprinus asiaticus (Chinese sucker), 6282 nucleotides long. It is a transcript of the gene iqgap3, whose product is annotated as IQ motif containing GTPase activating protein 3. Gene Ontology annotation, cellular component: cytoplasm. The transcript is spliced from 38 exons. The coding region runs from base 529 to 5457 and encodes 1642 amino acids. Gene Ontology annotation, molecular function: actin filament binding; GTPase activator activity; calmodulin binding. Lineage: Eukaryota; Metazoa; Chordata; Actinopteri; Cypriniformes; Catostomidae. The record is from RefSeq and is a predicted model, not a curated record. Gene Ontology annotation, biological process: regulation of GTPase activity; regulation of actin cytoskeleton organization.